Closterium sp. Yama58-4 is the source of this 2115-nucleotide messenger RNA. The record is from the annotation of a GenBank genome assembly. Lineage: Eukaryota; Viridiplantae; Streptophyta; Zygnematophyceae; Desmidiales; Closteriaceae.
AUGGGCUCAGGCGGGGCGAUGGGGGAGGUGCCUAACAGCAGCGGCGACGUUGCGCCGAUCGACGUGGAGCAAGGCGAGCCGUUGAACGCGGAAGAGAGAGUCGCCAUUCCGCCAGAAGGACCCGAGUAUAAGCGAACGCAGUCUAUGUUCGAGGUGGCGGCAGCAACGCCAGGGACUCGCUUUCACCCCGUGUCGCUGGCGUUUAAGAACGUCACAUACACGGUGACGCUGGGACGAGGCAAGGCGAAGACCAACAAGCUCAUAUUGGAUAACCUCACGGGAUACGUUAAAGCCGGCUCCUUCCUCGCCAUCAUGGGCCCCUCAGGCUCCGGGAAAACGAGUCUGCUGAACGUGCUAGCAGGCCGGGUGAUGAAAUCGGGAGCUAAAACCUCCCUGUCCGGGCAGGUGCUGGUGAAUGGGCGCCCGCGGGACGAGAGCUUCAGGCGCAUCUCGGCGUAUGUGAUGCAGGACGACCUCAUGUUCUCCACGCUCACCGUCUGGGAGACGCUGCAGACGGCUGCCAUGCUGCGCCUGCCGUCGUCCACCCCCAAGGCGCAGCGCCUGCAGCUGGCGGAGUCCAUCAUUGCGGAAUUGGGGCUGAGCAAGGCGCGCAACACUCCCAUUGGGAAUGAGAUGAUCCGUGGUGUCAGUGGUGGGGAGAGGAAGCGCACCAACAUCGCUGUGGAGAUGCUGUCAAACCCCUCGCUCGUGUUUCUCGACGAGCCCACAUCUGGCCUGGACAGCUUUCAGGCUCUCAACGUGAUGAGUGCGCUCUCUGACCUCUCUAAGAGCGGCCGCACCGUCAUCUCCACCAUCCACCAACCGCGCUCCUCUAUCUUUGCUCUCUUUGAAAACCUUUUGCUGCUGAGCGAAGGUCGCAUGGUCUUCUUCGGGCAGGCUGCCGACUCAAUCGACUACUUCUCCACCCGCGGCUUCACGUGCCCGGAGCACUUCAACCCGGCCGACUACUUCAUGGACAUGAUCUCCGUCGACCGCCGCGACGAGCAGCGGGAAACCGAGUCUGCCGCGCGCAUCGAGAAGCUCGCCUCGGGCUACGAGCCUUCGCGGGAGGUCCGGCCGGACCUGCACCAGAAGAGCAUGGAGGAGCAGGCUGAGGCGACGGAGGGGAUGAAGUACUCCAAGUAUGCGUCUAGCUGGGGGACGCAGCUUGUGGUGCUGACAAAACGAUCGUGGCUGCAGGUCACAAGGGAUAGGCUGCCGAUCGCCAUAGCGUACGUGCAGGCGAUGGUGAUGAUGGUGAUGAUCUGCAUUCUCUACUCCAACACGAGCGCCGCCCCCCAGCAGAACAUGACAGGCUCCCUCUUCUUCAUCUCCCUCUUCCUCGCCUUCAACGGCAUCUUCCAGAUGAUCACCACUUUCCCCCUGGAAAAAGGAGUGGUGAACCGCGAGCGAUCGUCCAACACGUACCGUGUGACCGCAUACUACCCCGCCAAAGUGCUCUCCGAGUGGCCCAUCCGCAUCGGCCCGGUGAUCGUGUUUGGCCUCAUCGCCUACUGGCCCAUCCAGUACCAGCGCGUCGCCUCCAAGUUCUUCCUCUUCCUCGUCAUCUGCAUGCUCGAGUUUACCGCCAUGAACGGCCUCGGUAUCAUGAUCGGGUCAAUCGCGCCCACCCCUCAGCUGGCCCUGGCAAUGGGUCCUCUCUUCACGGUCGUGCUGAUGCUGUUUGGCGGCUUUUACGUGAAUCUCGACUCCAUCCCCGUGUGGAUCCGCUGGGUGCGCUACAUCUCGCCCAUCCAGUGGGGCUUUGUGGGGCUCGCCGUUAAUCAGUUCUCAGGGCUGACCUUUGACUGCUCUCCCGCCUGCCCCAGUGGGGACCAGAUUCUCAAGGAGUACUCUAUUGACAACUUCACUGUGCCCGAGGCUAUUGCUUACCAGUGCUGCCUGAUUGUGGGCAUGCACCUCAUUGCAUGCACGGCUCUCAUCUUGAAUGGCCCGAAGAUGCAGCCUCUCAGUGCGCUGGGUUCCAAAGCACAGCCAACCCUCUCGACAAUGCAGGAGGAGACUCCCGAGGCUCUUGCUGCUGUGGUUAGCAGUGGGGAGGGUGGUGAGGAUAGGGCUCCCACCGAGGAAGAACGGGCUUUGAAGGUGGAGUAG